UCUCCAAGCAUUUGCGCUGUCGAUGCACAUCUGGAGAGCGGGUUCGUUCUGAAUUUGAAACAAAACUGCCUCCUCCAGCAGCACGCGCAGUAGAUUAUCUGACAUUAACAGCGCGGAGAGCGGCACACUGUCUGACCUGAGAUCAGUCCGCUAAACUUCACUCAUCUGAUCCGUGUCAGCGUCACAGAAAGAGUGUGAAGUAGAACUGCAACCCGAGCCGUCGUCGGUGGACUGCACAGCCCGGCUGCGGCAGUCCCAACAGCUGGAUGAGGGCUGGAAACAUCUGCAGCGCCUGUUCCGGAGUGCGUAAAAUGAAGCUUGUCCUGGAUGAAACAUCCCAGAAAUGACGCAAAGCAGCUUGCGUGCAGCACGGGCUGAUGUGACAUGAUAAUAGGAACCCUUUGUCUUGAUUUAAAAUAUCAUCCGUAACAGUUUACCUUGAGCAGGAAUGAAUCAGAUGGCAUUUUCCUCUGAGGAGCUGCGUUCUCUCCCACCGAGACCACCGAUUUUACCUGCAGCUUCACCAAAGAGGCGGUUUGUCAAGUUGGGAAGGAAGACAAGUGAUGGCUCUCAGCAAUCGGCUUCAUCCACUGGCAGCUCAUCCACCAGCAGGUCAGCCGAGUGCGUUGCAGUCAGACAGCCAAGCAAGAGCCGCAUCCGUCGCCAUACCAACCGCCUCUCAGGUGUCUUCCACCGCGGCCCCACCUCCAACUCAGGCUCCAUGGCGCUGACAGCAGGCAUCAGGUCCUCAAUGUCCAUCAGGAAGGGAAGCAUGAUCUCUACAGAUGUUUUAAAAGCAGACGACCCAUCUGAGCUAUCCAAUCAGAUAACUGCUCCAGGAAUCCUGAAGAUCUUUGGAGAUGAAAUCUGUGAGGGAGCUCACUAUAAGAGCGUCCUGGCCACCACACACUCCAGUGCAAAAGAGCUAGUCAAAGAGGCCCUUGAACGGUAUGGUCUGGGCAAGGAGGAGGCAGAGUCCUACAUACUCUGCGACACCAUCGGCUCUAUUAGCAGUCAUCAGUGGAGGACAGAAGGCUUCCGAGUUGUGGGCGACAACGAGAAGCCCCUCCUCCUGCAGUCUCUAUGGAAACCCAGAGAAGGCCUGGCGAGACGGUUCGAAAUCCAGAGGAGACGCUUGGUGGAAGAGAAGACGUCCAAAGACAAAGACACCAUUACUGCUGGGAUCAACGCCCAGGCUCGAAAGCUGCAGAAGAGCCGCUCCAGAGUGACCUCCACCCUCAUAGAGAGGACCACAGGGCGAAGCCACAAACUGUGGAGGAGCAAAAGUGAGAUGGACCUCUUAGAUUCUGAUACAGAGACCAAACAGGACGCAGAUCGUGAUAAGUGUCAUAAAGAUCGAAGCGAGAGCCUGAAUCAAACUCCAGUGCACAGUUUCGAGCAGCCAAAAACAAGCCCGGGACAGAAUCACAUUCACAUGCUCGCAGUUCCCUCAGAGGGGGACGGUGGGUCGCGGGCAAAAACAGAGACCCUCUGUCCGUCGAGGCCAAGGGGCGAGCGCGAAGGAGAGGAGUCAGAGAGGGAGGAGACGGAGAGCAGCGACGAUAACACCACACAGUACUCCAUUCACCCUCCUCACGACUGUCCAUACCUGCUGUUGCUGCAGGGCUGCAGCCUCGCACAGGACUUUGUUAUCUACCUACUUGCUGGGCCAAACAUUGUACUUGGUCGGCUAAGUGAUCACGAAGACGGGUCAAAGCCUGACAUCCUUCUCUUUGCCACUGACAUCCUUCCGAAACACUGCUGUUUCCAGCGCCACGGCGUUGGCAGCCUCACCACGCUCUGCCCAUGUCAGGACGCCGUGGUCACCAGGAAUGGCGAAGUGCUGAGAAAAGAAGUGCAGCUUAACCCUGGUGAUGUCAUUGGGUUGGGACAGCGCUACCUGUUUCUUUUCAAGGAUCCGUUAGAUUUGAGACACAAGGAAGUGAACAGUGCUGCUCCUGAGCCCAGCACUACUGCUGUCCCCUGGAUGCUGGGUCAUACCACUUCUGCCACUACAACAAGCCAUACUGGAGAAAUGAUCCUCUGCAACACCUGCUUCACAACCUGCACUGACCAACAGGGAUCCAGCAGCAAACAGUCCCAAGACAGAGGCCUUCCCUUUUUAAAAUCACCUGAAGGCCACAGCCUGACUCUGACAUAUGAGAGUGAGGAUGAGGAUCGCAUUGUCAAGGAGAUAGUUGCUACAGGAAGCAGCAGCGUCAGAGCCAGACCACCACUGACUGUUGCAUUUCUGCUGUGCCUGUGUGUUCAGUAUUCGGCCACCGGUCUUCAUACCUCAGACCUGCGCAGGCUGCUGUUGCGUAUCGCCAGUGGAGUUCAGAGUGCCAUGUGGGAGCACACUAAGGACUUAGCUGCAGUACAACCUGAAGUUCUCAACGGUGAAGGCUCAGCCCCUGAGGACCUCCAGGCUCUCAGUCUGCAUGAGGUGAUCUCAGGACUGCGCCCCCUGGUGGUGUGGAUGUCCAACAGUCUGGAGCUGCUGCAGUUCAUCCAGUUCCAGCUGCCUCUUAUUCUGGAGUGGAGAACCCAAAAAGAGCAGGGACAGGAAGAUGAAGAAGAAAGGGAAGAUGGGGAGAACAUGGAGAGGGAGAACUUGGCCCUGUUGGAUUUACGUCUGUCCUGUGUCCGUUCAGCCAGUGAGGAGACAAUUGCUGUCCUGGAGGAGGUCAUCAUGCUCGCCUUCCAGCAGUGUGUGUACUACAUCACCAAGGUCCUCUAUCCCAUCCUGCCGGGCCUUCUGGACUGCAACCCGUUCAGGAAGAGCCCUGAGGUGACUGGCGAGAGCGAUCGGGUCCUGGGUAGUGGUGGUCUGCAGGUCCCUGGUGAGAUCCAGCAAUUUGUGGAGGUUCUCACCGACAAAUGGAGACUGCUGUCGGACUGUCAGCUCCACCCAGAGAUUGCCUCACAACUCAUUGGCUACCUCUUCUACUUCAUUAACGCAUCACUCUUCAAUUCACUCAUGGAGAGAGGCUCUGAGCCAGGUUUCUACCAGUGGUCUAGAGGCGUACGGAUGCGGGCCAAUCUCGACAUACUCCUGGACUGGGCCCACGCAGCUGGACUGGGAGAACUGGCCUCGGAGCACACACACACACUCUCGUCGGCUAUCAAUCUGCUGGCUACGCCUAGAAAGAAUUUACUGCAGACAUCUUGGGUGUCCCUGCGGUCUGACUACCCUGCUCUGAGUCCGGCCCAGCUGAACCACCUGCUGAGUCUUUACAGUCCAGCGUCUCCCUGCAAACACAACUGGACUCCAUCUGUUCAGGAGCAGGCUGCAGCACACAAAACUGCUGAUAUCCUGGAGAGUUUUGACACCCACCAUCCUCUGGUGCUGCCAGAUGGGGGUUACCAGUUCCAACUGGGAAGGGAGGUAACUGAUUCAGCCCUGAGGGAACAGCUGGACAGGCUCAAAGACUUCAUUUCUACCCUUUUAGACUCACAUUCGGAUAAGGUCACAGCUACUGAGGAACAAAAGGGUGGUGUCAUUCCCAUGGAGGCCAAACUGACUAAGAUGGAUAUCCUUCCAAAAGCCAGUCUGGAAACCUUACCAGUUGAGAUCGUCUCAUCUCAGCCUACUGCCGAUGACCCCCCGUCCCCUUCUACUACCUCUGGUGCCUUACCCCCAUCACCCCCAUCACCAUCCUCUCCUUCCUCCAUCCAGUACCUGGAUGAGUUCAACUCCUGUGGUGCCCUCCUUUUGUCCCAGAAGCUGAAAAAUCUAGAGCUGCAGACCAGAGAGACUGAGAUUAGGAGGUCAGCUCUGGACCCCUCCUGUCUCCUCACCCCACCCAACACCCCCCACAUCAUAGAUACCGUUGAUUCGGUGAAGGUAUGCAAGGAUGAAUGGGUGAAGGGUGACAGUGAGACACUUCCCUGGUCCUCUGGUGUAGACGCACAUGAUGAAGGUGGAUUAGUGUUUGAAUGUCUGGCUGCGCUGAAAGUAGACCGCCCCAGUGUUAAUAGAUUUAUUGAACUAAAAGAGGAAGAGGAGGAGCAGGAGGAGGAAGAGGUGUAUGACCAUUACGAUGACAAUAACGAUGAGCUUUUUAGCUUGGAGCUGGAGCGAGGUGAAAGAGGACUUGGUCUUGCUCUGGUUGACACAAGGGAGUCUUCCUUGAGGGUGAAGGGCAUCUUCAUCCGUGCGGUGGUCCCCGACUCUCCUGCUGCCCGGUGUGAGAAGCUGGCACCUGGGGACAGGAUCCUGGCUGUUAAUGGAGUCAGUCUGCUUGGACUGGACUACCAGAGUGGAAAGGAGCUGAUCCAGUCAUCAGGUGACAGGCUGAGGUUGCUGGUGGCCAGGUCUGACUGGAUGGCUAAGGCUAUACAGAGUGAAUGCUGACACCAUUUCACUGCCGUUUUUUUAAAACCACAGAUGACUUAAAGAUGACUAUAAGAACUUGUUGAACAUUCAAGUUCAGGACAUGGACCUUAAUAUAAGGAUAUGGGUGUUAAGAAGACAUAAGUGCACUAUAAGAUGAGCUACGUCCUGGGGGAACUGAGUACCAGGUUUUAGCCGCUCAAUGUAAUUGAUAGUAAUGACUGACGUGUAUAUUUGAUGCUGUGUUCCAGUGAAUACAGCAUUGUGAUUUUAAACUGAGAAGAGUUUGAGUGCAGGGGUAUACCAUUCACACUGCACUUCUGCUCCAGAGCAGGGCCAGCAAGCCCGAGGCCAGUGGUUCCCAACCUUUUUCCUUAAGGGACCCCUUUUCUAUCAUUAAGUAAACUGACAACCCUGAUAUAAUAAAAAAAAUAAUGUUUAUACAACUCUCUCUCUGUAUUGACUUUUUGUUUUUUUAACAAUCAUACUUACUUAAUAGGCUUCUGUUUUGACAUGAACUAACAGAACUAACAGAAAUGAACUAAAUGCCCAGAUAUAGGCCUACUGUGAACAUUUUUAAGUAUUCUUACACCCUUUAAACCCCCUCAUGAAGCUUUGGUGGCAUUUGUGGGGGUCCCGACCCCAAGGUUGAGAACCAUUGCCCUUGAUUAAAGUCGGGGUUAGCCCACUUUGGAAUGUGUCGGAUUGUGCCAGUGUGAAAGCUUUCUCCGCCUGGGGCUAAGUGCAGUGUGAAAAGCCCUUAUACACCGAUCAGCUUCUGACCACCUGUGCACCCUGGUGGUCAGAAUGUUCUGCAGCCCCAUACCAACAAACUGUAAUGCACUGUGUGUUCUGACACCUUUCUAUCAGAACCAGCAUUAACCUUUUAAGCAGUUUCAGUUACAGUAGCUCAUCUGUUGGAUCGGACCACACAGGCCAGCCUUCACUCCUCACGUGCAUCAGUGAGCCUUGGCCCCCCAUGACCCCGUCGCCAGUUCACUGGUUUUCCUUCCUUGGAUCACUUUUGACCACUUUUGACCGGAAACAUCCCACAAGAGCUGCAGUUUUGGAGAUGCUCUAACCCAGCCUUUAAGGACAAAAUGUUCACUUGCUGCCUGAUAUAUCCCACCCACUGACAGGAGCCAUGAUUACCAGAUAAUCAGUGUUAUUCACUUCUGUCUGUCAGUUCUCAUGGCUGUGUUAUGGCUGAUUGGUGUAUGUGUUUGGUAUGGUUGGGUUCUGGUUGUUGUUUUCUAGACUCCACUGUUCAAAGCCUUAGUCCUUAAGCCAGUGGCAGAUGAAUACUUGUCUAAUGACUGACUGUUUCCAAUCCCAAAGAUUUCCAUACAUUCCCCCUGAAGGCCACCACUACAAAGACCACAGGAACAAAAUACCACUUGCAACAACAACCAGGAUAAUGCAGAACAUUUCCAAGAAACCUCUGCAUGUGAGGGCAUCAACCAAGGUGGUGCUAUUAGGAGCAUGGCCUGCAGAGGCCAGUACAUAUAGAUGCUUGCACAAAAAAGAUUAGCUUCUACAAACACAGCCCUUUGCCUCAGUUACACAACUUACUAAUCAGAACUGAUUGGGUCCAGCCAUUGACAGUAUGUAUAAGGAUCCACCAGAGAGGAUGGGAGGAGAAAAUGAGGAAACUAAAGUCUCAGCCCAUUGUAAUGUUGGUCUGAAAUUAAGUCACUGCAACACUUUGUCAUUUGUUUGAAAAAUAACAAACACCAACUGAGGUGUAAUAGCACUAGCAUUCUUGAAUUUAGUUUCAUCUGGAUAUGAUUAUUUGAUAUGUGAUGGCUGUUACAUGUUCUUGUUGAUUUAUGAUUGUCUGAAAAAAUGAACUAUAAAAACUUACUGUCACAUUUUUUAAGUGUUUCUUCACUAACCAGAUGGCUUAUUUUCAUGAUCUCAUUUUCCAGGUUGGUCCAUACCCACAGAAAGUCCACCAGUUCAUUCUUCCUGUAGGCUAGGCUUCAGAUUUUAUUGUUAUUGGUUUUUUUUUAUUAAUUACCUAGCUUUUAAAGCUGUUUUUAUUGUUAGCUCAUGUCUGUUGUGUUUCACCAAUAAAUACAUGUUAAUACUC
This is a messenger RNA of Dicentrarchus labrax (European seabass), 6428 nucleotides long. RefSeq names its product Ras association and DIL domains 2b (gene radil2b). NCBI's taxonomy places the organism in Eukaryota, Metazoa, Chordata, Actinopteri, Moronidae. The transcript has 18 exons. Gene Ontology annotation, biological process: signal transduction; substrate adhesion-dependent cell spreading; neural crest cell migration. The record is from RefSeq and is a predicted model, not a curated record. The coding region runs from base 449 to 4357 and encodes 1302 amino acids. Gene Ontology annotation, molecular function: GTPase binding. Gene Ontology annotation, cellular component: microtubule.